CUAUUUAGUUUCUUCCUCUAACGCGUCAGAAUGAUGUGAAGAACCAAAGGAGGUUAAAUGGUGAGAAGACUUCAGUGUUUUACACGAGUGAAGAAGAACAAGCAGAAGAUGAUCUUCUGGAUCCUGCUGCUCUUCACCCUGACCUCCUCUUUCUCUGGAUCAUUUGUAGUGAAUGUGACACAGAGCUCCUAUCAGGCAGAGGAGAACCACAACAUCACACUGGAAUGGACGUUCACCACCAACACUCAACGCUCCACAAAUGUAUUUCUUACCCUCUGUCAACUGAUAACUGAUGUCAGACCCUCAGUCCUGUUUCACAUACAUGAAGGUGUGGAGGUUCCAGAGUCUCAGGAUGAACAGUUUGCAGGACGAGUCCAGUGGGACAAAGACGUCCUCAGAGAAGGACGACUCAGACUUCAUGUGUCCAGACUCAGGACUGCUGACUCGGGUCUGUACCAGUGUCAAGUGUUCACGAAUAAUGGGGCGAACUCUAGACAAUGUCACCUCAAUGUCACUGCAGAGAGGGAUCGGCCUGAACCUGAGACACAAAGCGCAACAAAUCUGAGAAAGGAUCCUUCACAACCAGAGAGUUGGGGGUGGAUCGUCUUCCCCGUGGGGUGUUACUGGGACUGACAGCAGCUGUACUGGUUUUGUUAACACUUGCUUUCUACAUUGUAAAAAAUAUUUCUACUCAGCAAAACCAAACAAACAGCAUCCAAAACGAGGCUGAGUUAUCAAGCCUUUAAGUGUUUACACUAAAAGAUCCUGAUGUGGACUUGAUUCAGUCUGAGACACAUCUGGAUCUGUGUAUGACACAUGUGUAUGUCUGUGGAUUAACAACAGCAUAAAGUUACGAACAGAAAUAGGGACAAAUAUGAGAUUCACUGACAACAUUACUAUAAACAUACAGUGUUAUUUAAUAAUCACAAAGUUUAUGAAGGAGCACAUUUAAGUGAAUAAGUGAUAUCAAGAUGAUGUCAGCUAAUUAGCCAAGUAGCUGGGUCUAGUAGCACCACAAUGCAAAGACUCAUGGGAACUAACAAGAUGCCACUUUUAAAUUGAAUUGCAAAUGUUCUGUACAAUUGUUUGGUAGCCUCUGUCUCAGUCUAUGAAUGUAUGUGAAUGACAUAACAGUGUUUACAAGUCUAUUUAGCCAUUUACCAAAAUGUAUUUUCACAUUUCAUUCAAAACAACAACACUGUCAUUAGAUCAACUAUAUAUAUAUCUUUUUUUCAUUCUUUAUUUUUCACUCUUUUAGAGAAAAAACUGUAUUUUUUGCAUAAAGUGUACAUGUACUAAAACUUUGCAGUUUAUAAACUAGCAUUAAGUUGAAUCACUCAGGGAAAUAUUGUUGCUAUGGUUACCUGCUACUACGUUUGUCUUAUUUUUUUCACAAAGCUGUGACCACUGACUGUAAAUAAGAACUGUAUUCAUUGUUAAUGUUUGUUGUCUGUUAACAUGGGAUUGUAAAUGUUGGGAGGUCAAACAGCGACACCUGGUUGACCAAGACAAGAGAGACAUGUUGAAGAAUCAGUUUCUGUGUAUUAUCAUCAUCUUCCUCAUAUUUAUCAUCAUCAUCAUUGCUCCAGUUCAGAGAUUUUCACACUUUGUGUCAGAGACAAGCACUUUUACAUAUUUUUAAUUUUAAUGUUUUCUGAUAAACUGAAGAAUG
Messenger RNA from Anoplopoma fimbria (sablefish), 1672 nucleotides. RefSeq lists its product as uncharacterized. Gene Ontology annotation, cellular component: external side of plasma membrane. The transcript has 4 exons. Gene Ontology annotation, biological process: positive regulation of T cell proliferation; immune response; cell surface receptor signaling pathway. The record is from RefSeq and is a predicted model, not a curated record. Lineage: Eukaryota; Metazoa; Chordata; Actinopteri; Perciformes; Anoplopomatidae. The coding region runs from base 58 to 633 and encodes 191 amino acids.